This is a messenger RNA of Ostrinia furnacalis (Asian corn borer), 5262 nucleotides long. RefSeq names its product FERM domain containing (gene Frmd5). NCBI's taxonomy places the organism in Eukaryota, Metazoa, Arthropoda, Insecta, Lepidoptera, Crambidae. The coding region runs from base 180 to 1790 and encodes 536 amino acids. The record is from RefSeq and is a predicted model, not a curated record. The transcript is spliced from 14 exons. Gene Ontology annotation, cellular component: cytoskeleton. Gene Ontology annotation, biological process: actomyosin structure organization. Gene Ontology annotation, molecular function: cytoskeletal protein binding.
CACACCGCACCCCUGUCAUCAUCAUCCCACAUUCAUUUCGGAAAUCGAAAUAAAAAACAAAUGAAAACAGUAAUAAAUGAACUAAUUGAAAUGGAGUUACAUUUAUAAAAAAACAAUGCUAUUAACUAGUGAUAUUGUUAACUAACGCUUGGUAAAAUACGUCAAUAUAAGGAUUCAAGAUGUUUAAAAGCCGUGGGGACAUUGUUUAUAAAUGCACAGUACGGCUUUUAGAGGAUACCGAGAUAUUAGAAUGCGAAUUUCACCCAAGCUACAAGGGGAAAUACCUACUGGAGUAUGUGUGCCAGCAACUGAAUCUCACAGAGACCGAUUACUUUGGUUUGCGAUAUGUGGAUGCGGGGGGACAGCGGCAUUGGCUGCAUAUGGCAAAGUUGAUACUGAAGCAAGUAAAAGAUGCGUCUCCAAUACUAUUUAGUUUUAGAGUAAAAUUCUAUCCCCCAAAUCCGUUACUCCUGAAAGAAGACGUGACCAGGUUCCAGAUCUAUUUACAGCUGAAGAGAGACCUGCUACACGGCAGGCUCUAUUGUACGUCCAAUGAAGCUGCAAUGUUAGGGGCACUUAUAAUACAGAUUGAGCUGGGAGAUUAUGAUCCAAGCAUACAUGUUGGAAACUAUGUGACUGAAAUGAGGUUGCUUCUGAGACAGACUGAUGCUAUUGAGGCUAGAAUACAGGAGUUGCAUAGAGAGCCAGUUGAAGGGACGCCCGGCGGCGGUGGCGGCGUCAAAGGCAUGUCCACGCAAGAAGCUGAGAGGACCUUCCUAAAGAUAGCCUGCCAGUUAGACACCUAUGGUGUUGAUCCACACCCUGUGAAGGACCACAGAGGCAACCAGUUGUACUUGGGCAUCAACCACAGCGGGAUUCUAACCUUCCAGGGCAGCAAGAAGACGCACCACUUCAAGUGGAAUGAGGUCCACAAGAUCAACUUCGAAGGCCGCAUGUUCAUAGUCCAUUUGAAUUAUCCAGAAAAAAAACAUACAGUCGGCUUCAAAUGUCCAAGCGGUGCAUCGUGUCGGCAUGUGUGGUGUUGUGCCAUUGAACAAAUGCUGUUUUUCACAUUGCCUUCAUCAUCGGACGCGUGCGUUUACUCUGGCGGAGGGUUAUUCUCGUGGGGCACCAAGUUCAAGUAUGUGGGCCGCACCGAGCGAGAGAUAUUGGAACGCGACGGUCUCCUGGCACCGAGGGACUCUCAGGAAGGUUCAAGUACAGGCGGCAAAAGAAAAGCUUCGAGUGUACCUGCCACGCCAUCUACUCCGAUGACUGGUGAUUUUGGCUACAGCAGCCUGCCUCGGUCCACGCACAGCGCUCCACUUGAGGAGAGCAGCAUCGGCGCUUCGGGCGAGGCGUGCAACGGCGGCUGCCUGCUCAGCGGGCCCGCCGUCGACAUCGCGCUCGCCUGCUGCGACCACCGCGCGCCCGACGACAAGCCUCACACGUGCGCCGCGGACUACAGCCUGCGCGACUCGUUCGAGCACUCGUCGUCGGAGUCGGGCGUCACCACGCACAGCCACGCCGCCGCGCCGGCCGCAUCCAACGCGCCCGCCGCGCAAGCCGGCGUGGCCGCAGCCCCUCGCGGCUUCAGCUUACUUCGCGCGUUCGUACCUUCAUUCCUCUUCGUGUGGGCGUGGCUAGCGCUGGCAGCCCUACUGCUCUUCGAGACAGAUUGGGCGCCCCUACGAGACCUCAAACGGCGCCCCGACUUGCGAGCACUAAGGCGCCACUACUACGCGCCGCUCAAAGAAUACCUGCGGCGGAAACUUCUGGAACUGUUCUGAUUCGACCCGAACAGUCGCCGGCAAAGACGCCGGCUGGGCUGGCGCUACGAGGAGUAGCGGGAUUUAUCAAGACUGUUACCGAAACACGUUUUCUGUACAGUAUGGCAUCCUCAUGAUAAGGUAAUGAAAAACUCAACUUAUUGUUAUCGAGUUACAGAGGAGUUUGUAUGAAAAAAAUCUACUUAACUAUAAUUUAAAGCCUACAUGAAGAAAAUGACAGUAACUAGUUGGAUAGUGUCAUUGUGUUGGUUACAGAUAGCCGUCUAGAGACCAAAGGCACCAGAUUUUAAAACAAAAAAUAUCAGAUCUGUGUCGGAGAACUAUAGUCGGUGAAAACGGUCUUGCUAUAAAUGCCGCUAUUCCUUGUAGCCCUUCGCAAAAUACGAUAGACUUGUCGAAAGUCGCCACACAUCGUCCCAAGUCGGUGCCCGUGGCUGUAAUAUUUUGUAACGUUGUCAUAAUCACUCGCUCGUGUCAAUUUUGUACAGAAAACUGUUUCUGGUAUGAUUGUGAUGACGAUACGAUAAAUUAUCCAUAUCUCCAUAUUACUCUCGCCACGGGCACACUUUUGAUGUAAUACGCUUUUUCAUAGUACAACUUGACUUCUAAGCUUAGGUAUUUCUGUAGACUUAACUCGCACAACGUUUCGUGAUACUUUACUUCUCUUAACGUUUUUCGUUUACGCACGUUUUUUCCACGAGUAAUUCCAUUUCGCAUUACUUUGUAGUUUGUUUACAACUUUAAAAUAUUAGACAUUGAAUUCUUCUGGAAAUAAAUAACUAUGAAUACCGAAUCUGUCCAUUACAUGCAUGAAUUAAUACUUAAAAUAAUAUAUUAAAAUACUUAUGUAGUUAAAUAUUCCAGAUUAAAGAAAGUACCUGAUACACUUGCGUCGUUUAAAGCUAUGAACGCUAUAAUUUUAACAGUUUUCAGAAAUACUUGUUAUAUUUUUUAUUUAGAAAUAGGAAAACUGUCUUUUCAUAAUUUUAUUUUGUUUAAAAAACAAUUUAUUUAUGUGCUAUCCUAACUUCUAUCCUAUUCUAUUUGAUAUCACGAAUCUCUUGUUUAAGUAUGAGUUUGUUUGUGUACUUAUUUUUACAUUCCAUUUAUAUUAGUCUUCCAGAUAGUUUUUAUUUUAUAAAUAGUGUUAUGAACACAAUGUUCAGUGACCUUAUUUUUGUGUUGUGCCAUGACCAUCUUUUGGGUUACCUAGUCUUAUUUUCGUAUAGUGAUAUAAAAAUGCACAAAUUAUGUAGGUAUAACAAACGCGUUUAUAUUAAAAAGAAAAUAUUUAUUGUCAUAAUUGUUAAGUUUAGUUUUUAUUUGUCGUUUUCUCAUUUACAUGAAGCUAUGCUUGAAUUAGUAUUUAGUUCUAAUAUAUUAAAUUUAUUUCACCUUAACAAAAGCAAAGAUAUUUCAACCACAGUUAAAAUAUGACCUCAGGUUGAGAAAGAUGGGUUUAACAAUGCUAUUUGAUUGGCUUCUUUAAGCGUUUGUAUAGCGUUACAAUAUUUUAUGAUUCCUACAGUACAAAAGUGAACGCGUUAUAACAGCAAUGACGUUGUAUUAGUUUAAAUAAUGUCUUAUGAUGUAAGAUGCAGUGCUAAUAGUCUUCAUUAAAUAUAACGUAAGAUAGUUUUUUGGUUACAACAAUAAGGCCAUAAUUUUUCUAUUUGACAAAAAAACAAGAAGUUGCCAAAGAAUUUGUAAAAAAAACCCGCCUGUAUAGAAUCUCAUGCAUCAGCGCUUUUCUAUGUUCAUAAUCAUGAAUUCGUCAUUGUUUUAUCGCGAACCCUCUAUACAUGGACAUGCUAAUUUGAAAAAGGUAUCAAAACAAUACAAUAACAAUGAGAGAGGUUAGUGCAGAUCGUGUAGAUUUUAAUUUUAAUUUCUUAUAUAUCUUUAUUUAUUACAUAAUCAAAUAGCCACAUAUUAUCACACUGUUCAUGUAAAGUAAACUUCGAUAAAUUGUUGAACGUAGGUACAUAACUUAAUUUAUUAUUUUAUAUAAAUAGUUAUAAGUUAAAUAGGUCACUGCUUUCUUAUGCUGUUGAAGGAAUUGGAAUAUUUUGUCUUAUAUCAUACAUAUUUACUUGAGCAAACUAUUAUGUUAUUUUUAAAUGUUUAAUGAAUUGAACGUUGUUAUUGCCUUAUUAGUGUGAAGUAGGUUUAAUCUUUAAAGCAAAUGUUAAGACGCUUACUGUUUCUGCCUAGUCACAUAAUGCAUUUUUAAUGGACUUACGUAUUGUUUCUCUUUAGUUUUUAAUUGGAAACUAUGUCCACGCAAUGCUAUAAUAUAAUUUAAUAUCUACAGAAAAUGUGCAUCUUCUAUAUUAUUUUUCUAGCUUAAUUACAUCUAUAAAGUAAUAAAGGCUGCAUAAACACUAGAUGGGCAAAACACACUGUCCUGUGACCCAAAUUAACCCUUCUAAAUUAGUCUGUUAUACAAAUAUUGUUAUAGUUUUGCAUUGACAUAGUUUUAUAUAAAAUUAUUUUCAUUAUGUUAACUUAUUUUUUGCUUCCAUCAGUCUAAUAACUUCCUAUGCGUUAGGGCAUACGCUAAAACUCCUGCAAUAGCAUAGUGCUGAGUUUUAGAGUAUGCCCUUACUUUAUUUUACAAGUAAAAUAUGUUACAUUCGACGGUACUGUUAGUUAGGAUGUACUCAAAAUGCCAGAUAUUGUAAGUGUUACAAAUUGCCAGUGUAUAAAUAUGAUGUAACCAGUAAGAGCAUUGUGCUAACAAAAGUAAUUUAGGGUGUGCUUUAAAUUGUUAGUGUACCUCCACUAUGACUGUCCACUGACUAUUGUAUAGUAAGGGUACAUGACACCAAACGUUUGUCGAUAGAGAUGUAGAAAAUAAACAGAAGCGCGAAACGUGAUUAUUGUCUUGAAGCAGCACUAUUUAGUACAAAUUCGCAUUUGUUGCAUUUAUAUGAUACAGAUAGGUGUCGGUAAUUAAGUAGACAUUGGUGUCAUGUAUCCUAUUGUAGAACAUUGGUAACAUUGUACUAUUUUUUCUCAAGAGGCAUUCAUUUAAGUAGAUUAAAAUUUACAAAUUCAAAGCACAUAUUAAAAGUAGCUUGAUUGUAGUUUUGGUAGCAUAGAACGUUUCUUUUUCUCGAGGACCAACAUAAGUUCAUACCAAAUGAAAUUUAUUUUUAUAUCGCUAUUGCUUUUCUAAUUCGCGUUGCCGCUGGAAACGUCAGUCUGUGAAAUGUGAUCUAUACUUAUUUUGUAUGAGAGCUGCAAAUUCUGGAUCCAGAUAAAAACUGAAUUUGCAGGUCGAGGUCAAUCUCAAACUCGUUCAUUUCAUUCGUGCUUUUAGACUACAGAUUUGAACAAAACAUAGGUUUAAACAUAUUAAUUUGUACUUAAGAUUUCGAGCAUAAACAACCGUAAUCUGUAAGACGAAUAGCUUCUACUUCAUAAAACGAUUACUAGAGAUUUUAAUAAAACAAUCUACCAAAAUAAA